UUCAAUGCGGAUCGUUUGUCACAGAUUGCUUUGCACGCUUUAUAGACACUGUCCCGUCGUCACCUUGUAUCACAAAAUCCACAGACCAGAUCAAAAUCGGCGGUUCUAUUCCCCAGGAGGUCAGAGACUCGAGUCACAAUGCAGACCACUAAGACACCUGACAAGGAGAAGAAGGCUCCACGGCAAAAGCUCGCGGAGGCUGUAAGCAAAUUCACAGCCCGGCUUUGGGACCGGAACCCAGUCCAGAUUCCGGACACCGUCGACGAAAAGCAGCAAUACACGAGUCCCUGCCAAUGGGAUAUUAUCGACAAAAUUGAGCCUGAGACAAUUGUCGCAGUCGUGCGCUCUGCCCUUGUAAAGCGCAACUGCGCAUACAGCAAGGCCCGUAUGUUUUUUCUUUUCUAUAAUCGGAGCGAAUUCAACAAGUCCUUCGUCGUCCAGACACGCAACCCCGACUCGCACAAGCUCGAGUGCUGGGCCGUCAAAAUCCCCGGCUGCGGUACCCCUGAUGUCUGGAACGCAGAAUAUGCGCAAUUACUCACGCAAGAAGUGCAGACGCUGGGCCUCAUUGCCACAUACGCCAACGUGCCUGCCCCAGUCGUCAUCGACCACUCCCCCACGCUAGACAACACCUUUGGGUUCCCGUACAUCGUCACGACAGACCCGCACGGCCAACACAUGGGGUUGAUAUGGUUCGACGAGCCCGGCGUACCUACACCACCAGAGAAAGAGCAGGGGCGCCUCACCUGUCUGCGCUCGUUGGCGCGGCAGAUGACCGAGCUGGAUAAACUACAGUUCGCUCAGAUUGGCGCCCCCAUGUUCGAUCCGCACACAGCCCCGGUUGAAAACUGCAAGGACAUUGAGGCCGAACGCCUCCCCGUCGGCCCUUGCGUCGCCUGGCCCUACAGCGACUCACACGAGACCAUCAUGUUGAUCGGUCCCUUCCCUUCAAUUCAAGCCUUGGUCCAAGCCGCACUCGCAAUGCCGAACAACUUCGACCUCCGUGACAAACCCGGGUCCCUUCCCAGCUUCCCACUGACACGCGCCCAAUAUCGCGACCGUGGCACCGCCAAAUUCCUUAGCAUCCUCCUCGCACAUCCCAGCUUCCACUCCUCGCCCACCGAAACAUUCGUCCUGACCCAGCCCCAUCUCGACGCGGAUAACGUGUUCAUCUCGCCCUCAGGCACCGUAACCGCCAUCCUAGGUUGGGAAAACGUCAUCGCCGGCAGGCGGUGCACCGCACACGCCUCCGCUCCCUCCUUCCUCGAAGAAGAUUGGACUUUCGCUCCCGGAUGGCCGAUGUUCCCUAGUUGGCGUGCGCCGUACUACCGUACCAUGUGGGCGGCAGCGCUCGUCGAAGCAGGGAACUCGGAUGCGCAGGUUGCAAGCAAGAGUCAUAUUUGCGAUGCGAUAUCUCGGGUGCUGUGGAAUAAUAGGGAAUACACGAGUUGGUUGCUGACGCGGGUGGUGUGCGAGAUGGGGUUGCAGGUGAGUGUGGAUGAACUGGUGGAGUUGCUGGGGAUGGGGUGUGUGGCGACGGAGAACAUGCUGCGGGAGAAGGUGGAUGAUAUUUUGAGGCCUGAGAUGCCGCCAGAGGGAUUUUUGGAGCACGUUGAGGCGCAGAUUGCGGACGCGAUUGUGCGAGAGUGGAUGGCGGGCUUUGAUGGGUUGCUGGAGUGAGAGACGCGUACUUGGCUGUAGUGGAGAACUUUACAGUAGUGUUU
This is a messenger RNA of Boeremia exigua, 1724 nucleotides long. RefSeq lists its product as uncharacterized. Lineage: Eukaryota; Fungi; Ascomycota; Dothideomycetes; Pleosporales; Didymellaceae. The transcript has 2 exons. The coding region runs from base 139 to 1680 and encodes 513 amino acids. The record is from RefSeq and is a predicted model, not a curated record.